Molecule: messenger RNA, 868 nt
Organism: Prorocentrum cordatum
Lineage: Eukaryota; Dinophyceae; Prorocentrales; Prorocentraceae
Source: the annotation of a GenBank genome assembly
UGGCAAGCCAGGCUAUGCCACGUUAUCCUUGCACGCGCAGAUACACACAUCGUGUAAAACAUGAAGCGUGCGCCCCCACCUGUCUCUCUCUCUCUCUCUCUCGAUGUUAGAGCAGAUGUCGGCUUGCGAAUCGGGCAUCGCAUGUUCGAUCGUCGUGCCAGGCCCCUUCCUGUGAGAGCUCCCCCUCUCUCUCGAGGAGGGCAUGGUGCAGACCUCGCCAGUUGGAGGACACAUCUGCAGAAGCAUGCGCAAGUGCAAAAAAUGGAGUGCCCAAAACGAGGUUGGGCCUUCAGCCCACACACUUUCCGAAGUCGGUCGCUACUUGUUUCCUCUUGGUACGAGCUGCAGAGGAAAAGCCUCCAAGGUGGUGGGCGCCAGCGAGGAGCACCACCCCGCCCCACGCGGCGGCGACGCGGCCAAGCCGGCGGAAGAGGCCACUGGCUACUUGGAACGGCACCAGCUGAAGCAGGUGAUGCAGGCACUGCUUCAGGCCGUGCUGAAGGAGAAGCCCGUGGACCCGUGCCAGUUCAUGGUCCAGAUGCUGCAGAACACCCUGGCGGCCGCGGCUGGCAAGGCGUGCCGGCCCACCCGGCCACAGAGCGCGGGGGCCACGGUGCGGCCGCGCCCCUCGGAGCAGGCGGCGCUCGCCGAGCUCGAAUUGGAGCCCUCCUGCGGUGACCUGCUCGCGGCCGCGCCGCGCCUGCGGCGGCAGCCGGCCGGCAGGGCCCGGCCCUUCUCCGCGGGCCGCAGCAGGGCGACGCCGGCGUUCUCCACCGUCCCGGAGCACGCCCCCGUGUUGGAGGGCCUUCCGGCCCGCCCGCGCUCGGCGGGGGGGGCGAGCACGGGCGGCGGCUCGGCGGCCCCGCCG